Messenger RNA from Xylaria bambusicola, 3100 nucleotides. RefSeq lists its product as uncharacterized. The transcript has a single exon. Gene Ontology annotation, biological process: RNA processing. Gene Ontology annotation, cellular component: nucleus. Bases 237 to 2687 code for a protein of 816 amino acids. The record is from RefSeq and is a predicted model, not a curated record. NCBI's taxonomy places the organism in Eukaryota, Fungi, Ascomycota, Sordariomycetes, Xylariales, Xylariaceae. Gene Ontology annotation, molecular function: RNA binding.
CGCGUAGUGAGCCUAGGUAGGUUCCCGUUGCAAGAGCAUUCUAAUCACAUCCUUUGCGUGCAACACUCCUAUAGGCAUAGGGAUAGGGAUGGUAUCGAACCCAACACCAGUUGUGUAUUGGUAGCGCUUGCCACAUCGCCGCACUAGCGAUUGCCUCACAAGCUGCGGCAAAGCGAGGCGCGACUUUCGAAAGCGACGCUCCAGCAUGCGCCAACACUCAGUCGACUUGCCUCAUCAUGUCGAAUAAUAACAAACUCGAUGAUUUUCCCGAUGUCGAGGCGAAACUCCAAAAGCCUUCCAAACAGUCUGCUUUCGAGAAGCAAAAGGCCGAGGCCGAGGCGAAGCGCAAAAGGGAGGCUGCCGAGACAGCCGCCGUUUACGAAAGCUUUGUCAAGAGUUUUGACAAUGACUACGACGAGGAUGACGAUAAUAGUGCUUUCGACCGCAGGAGGAAUCAGAAUAAUGCAUCAAUUGGUCGACCCGGUGUGAACCCACCGCAGUUUGGCACUGGGGGUGGGCUUGGGAGAAGGCAUUUCGGUGUAACAAGUUUGAAGAGCGGGCCCGGAUCUCUUGGUCCCGCGCCCACCGCUUUUGGCAAGAAAAGAUAUGACACCUUUCAGCAAGGCUCCGGCAGGAAAGGACAAGACGAAGGAAGGGGUAGACUCGGAUUCUACGAGGAUAGCAGUGACAACGGGCCUCCGUCAAGGCCAAAGGGCGUAUCACGAGCAUUCGAUACAAGCGACGAUGAGACUGAUGCACGUUCUAGAGACCUGGCGGAAGUGAAGGCUGUGGCAAGACCAACUCUACGGCUUUCGAAUUUACCGCCUGUGACAUCGCCGGCCGUUGUAAAGGCACUAAUUCCUUCAAAUCUGGUGGUGGAAAAUGUUAAAAUCUUGACUUCAACGAACGCUGGAGGGGGAGAGAGAAAGUCUAUAGCUGCCAUCGUAACCCUAUCUACGGAAACACCGGCCGCUGACAUUGAUACUGCUGUCAGUGCAUUGCAAAACAGGUAUCUUGGUUACGGCUUCUAUCUCUCAUUGCAUAGGCAUUUAUCCUCUGCUGUCUCAUCAACAGUGGCUUCGACUCUUACAUCUACAUCAACGUCACAUGCCUUUGGGGCCAAGCCUGUCCCAGAAGCUAAUAACAACGAUUCCCAUCAACCUGGUGGCUUCCAACGAGGGUUUGCUCCUCCACCUUCAUAUAGCAUUGGCGCCGGCCCGAUCUCUAGAACGAUUCUCCACGUUCUGGUGCGAGCCCCUGGUGACAUCAAACAGAUUCAGUUGAUUCAUAAGGUGGUUGAAUCGGUUCUUGAACAUGGCCCAGAGUUCGAAGCUUUACUUAUGUCACGACUGGACGUGCAGAAAGAGGAAAGAUGGGCAUGGAUUUGGGACGCGAGAAGUGAAGGCGGUGUAUGGUAUCGCUGGCGACUGUGGGAGGUUGUCACUGGUGGCCCUGAAAACGGGGUACGACAAGGAAAGUAUCUCCCGCUCUUUGAAGGUAGUAACGCCUGGAAAAUGCCAGAGAAGCCGCUGGCUUACGAGUAUGCUACUACUGUGGAUGAAUUUGUAUCAGACCCCGAAUACAACUCGUCCGACGACGAAGAAUUUGAAGAUGAAGGGCACAAACAAGCUGAACAUGGAGACAAUGGGAAGGUGUAUCUCAACCCGAUCGGAAAAGCAAAACUCACACACCUGUUAGCACGACUUCCUACAACCCUGACAAAAAUACGAAAAGGUGAUAUUGCCCGCCUGACGUCUUUUGCAAUCACACAUUCAAGCCGAGGCGCAGACGAGAUUGUUGAAACAAUCGUUGCCAACAUUAUAAAGCCAUUUGCUUUAACAUCUGCGAACCCAGAUUACAGCAAAACUGCCGAUGGAGAUGAGGCCGGUCACGGAUCCUUAAACUCUACACCUUUACCAGAGGAUGCUGCUAGGAAGAACACCGAGUCACAGGAUACGAGUGCUUCUAGCCUGAUUGGUCUAUAUGUAGUAAGCGAUAUACUCUCGUCUUCGGCCACUAGUGGCGUUCGACAUGCCUGGCGAUACCGGCAGCUUUUUGAGACUGCACUUAAAGAGGCCAAAGUUUUUGAAAACCUUGGUCUUCUUUCUGAACGCCUGCACUGGGGCCGUCUUCGCGCUGAGAAAUGGAAGCGCAGUGUAGGCCUCGUGCUCAGUCUUUGGGAAGGCUGGUGUGCCUUCCCAAACGAUGCUCACCAAUUCUUCACCGAGACGUUUGAGAAUCCACCAAGUGCUAAGAAGGAAGAACUAUCUGAGGGGCCAAAGAAAGGUGGGAGAUGGAAGACCGUCGAGGCGGGAUCGAUCUUGAAUGACAGCAAAGGCUUUCUUCCUGUGUCAGAGGACAUGGUGGUUGAAACCCAAGAUGGAGAGGCUGGAGGUGUUGAGGACCUAGAUGGUGAAGUCAUGGAAGAAGGCAUGGAUAUAGAUGUGGAGCUCGAUAGUGACAUAGAUGGAGUACCCAUGGACGCAGAUGAUGAUGACAACGACAGCGCGGCGAAUAUCGAACAGGGACUGGACGCCUCCUCUGUUGAUAAACCGGACCCCAAAAGAGAUGCUAUUGCGCCAGUCAACGAAGAGACGCCAUCAUCCGCUCGGCCACGCCAACCAGGGAGGCGCAUGAGAGCCGUGGAUAUGUUUGCUGACUCUGAUGAAUCCGACGAAAGCAAGUGAAAAAUACUACACUGGAUCUUUCGCUGCCGGUUCAUUCAGUUUGGCUGGUGAAUGUGAGACGCAGUAAAACUGUGUCACCUCCAGAAGCAAUCGUCUACAGCAGGUCGAACUACAGGAUGGUGUUAACAUGGCUGUGACAUUAAACCUGCUAUACACGAUACACCAUGUCACUCAGCACGACCUGGCCCAUCUGAAGCCAUUUGUUAGGGUGUUCCAAUCCAAGACAGUUCUAUCACUUGUGCUACUAGGCCCUGUCGCAGCACCGAACUUCUGUGUACCGGUGCGCAUAGUCGUACCGAUAUGGUGUCCAGUUUCAGACCUUUCCCGAUAAGAGAAGUCUCCGUAUAGAGUCAGACUGGUGAUUUACCUCUGAGCACUAUUUGCGGUCCAGUCAACAGACUUGCUAGUGCCUU